Molecule: messenger RNA, 9397 nt
Organism: Schistosoma bovis
Lineage: Eukaryota; Metazoa; Platyhelminthes; Trematoda; Strigeidida; Schistosomatidae
Source: the annotation of a GenBank genome assembly
GAUGCCGUUUAUGAGUUCGUAUUUUUUAUUUCUCCGUUCCUCAACCUCUUAUGAACAGUGUUAUCACUAAAAGCUUACAAGUUUUUCGAUGAGCUGAUUGAUUACACCUAGCCUUGAUUUUACAAGGAUUUAAAAUUUUGAACGCUAUUAUCACCGAUGGCAAACAAUGAAGGCAAAAAUGGAGGGUUACAGAAAAGAAGACAUCCUCCACAACUGUUUCGACAAAUGGAGCAAGAUGAAGUCUCCUUCCCACAGACUUCUUGCACUGAGGGAGAGGAAUAUAACCUGAAAAUUCCUGUAUCUGCCAAUCAUAGCCAUCUUUCAACAAAAUCGAACAGCCAUGCACCAAGCAAUGCACAAACAGUUGCCGUAUCCAGCGACAAGCCCAUUUUUCAUUCACCAGUAGCAGCUUUCAAGCAACACCAUGGUAUUCAUCCUCGUUUCACACCACCUGAAGACAGCCGAGCCAGCAGUAGUACUGGUAGUGCAACAACGGGAGGUACAAGUAUAGGUAGUCAAAGUAGUGGUGGUAAAGACAGCAGCAGUGGUAGUGACAAAGCUAGGCUGGCUUGUUCAAGUGCACUAAAUAAAGGGACUAGAUGUGGUAGCAGUGCUUCAUCAUCGACUGAAGAAACCGAAGCACGUGAAAAACGCUUUGGUAGUGUAGAUUUACAUCCUUUGCCUAGCGUCGCAUUAACGGCUAUAAUGAACCAAGCGAUGCGUCGUAGUUUCUAUGCUGAAUCUUCAGUUCAAAAUGCUGAACAACUUCAGUAUGCUACGUUACUAUCAGCUCAUAAAAAUUAUGGAGACUCUUCAGGUCCAAUUGAUGUAAAAAGGAACGCACCAUCUGUUCCACCAUCCAAAAAUGACUUGGUUAAUCUCUUUUCACAAACACCAGCACAUGCCAAUAUAAAUUCUGUGCCACCUUCUGUUCACAGUGUGGCUAUUAAGAUCGAUUUGCCCAAGUUUAAUCAAAAUUCGCCAUUGCAUCUUAUCUCUCCUAAUUUAUGGCCACGAUUGAUUUGUCCAAUUCAUGGUGAUAAUUUAUUGGCUCAAUUUUCUCAAGCUUUAUGCAAAAGAAAAAUUGAUAUCAGUGAAACAGACAGUGAACAAGAAAUGUCUAAUUUACCAGUUCUAUCUACAAAAAAUGAACAAUCACUCAUGAAUAUCACAUCAUCGACCCUAGAAGAGUCUAAACAAGAUUACAAUAAUAAUGACAGUUCAAAACAAGCAACAAAUGCAACAAUAACUGCGCCGGUGCUCGGAACAAGUGUUUAUGGGAUGCCAACAUUGGGGUAUUUUAAUAACGUAUCUGAACCAAAUAACAAUAAUACUGUUCAAUCGAAUGGUCCUCAACGUAUUGGUCCAUAUUAUUUAGGUCCCACACUCGGUCGGGGUAAUUUUGCUGUGGUGAAAUUGGGAAAACAUUCUCAACUAUCUGUAAAGGUUGCCAUCAAAAUUAUGAACAAAGAUUUGAUUGGUUCUAAAAAUCUUGGUAAAGUCUCUCGAGAACUUGAAGCGAUGAAACGUUGUCAACAUCCGCAUAUCAUCCGUCUUUAUCAUGUUAUGGAAACAGAAUCAAAUAUUUUCAUGGUUACUGAAUACGCUAGUAAAGGAGAGGUAUUCGAUCAUAUCAGUCUAUCUCAUGCAUUUACGGAGAAAGAAGCUAGGGAAUUAUUUUGGCAAAUCGUUUGUGCAAUCGAAUUCUGUCAUGCUUCAGGUAUUGUACAUCGAGAUUUAAAAGCAGAAAAUCUUUUAUUAGACGCUGAUUUUAAAAUUAAAGUUGCUGAUUUUGGAUUUUGCAAUUUUUUUCAAAAUGAUCAAUUAUUAUCUACACAUUGUGGAAGUCCUCAAUAUGCUGCGCCGGAAUUAUUUAAAGGUGAACCAUACGAUGGAACAUUGGCCGAUGUAUGGAGCUUAGGUGUUAUUUUAUAUAUUCUUGUUUGUGGUUCAUUUCCGUUUCCCGGUGAAUCCCUUGGUGAUAUUCGUACACAAGUACUUCGUGGUCUUGUACGUUUUCCAUUUUAUUUAUCGACUUCUUGUGAACAAGUUAUACGAUGUAUGUUACAGGUCGAUCCUAAUCGACGAUUCAAAUUAAAACAGGUUACGACCACAGCAUGGAUGCAAGAGUCUCCAAAUGUGGAACAUUAUAAAUCACUUAUGGACAAAUAUCAAAAACAAGCAAAAGAACGUCAAUUCGAAGUUUUAUUUCGUCAUCAACAUCCGGAACACAGUAAAAUAGCUAAAGAAGAAUUUCUAGAAAGAAUUGAACGUAAACUUGAUAUUGGUGUUGUGAAAGCAUUGUCUAGAGAAGCAGGUUUAGAUGAAGAACAAAUUCGUCAGUCUACAAUUCAAAAGAAAUACGAUCGUUAUCAUGCAGCCUAUGAAUUAUUAAAAGAAAAAAUUAAAAUAUUUUAUCAUAAUCCUAUCCUAAGAAAUUUCGUUAAUGAUGAAGCCAAAAAACAAGCAGGCAUAUUUUCCAAACUAGAUACAACUCAAAGACCUGCAUGGCAGCCAAACUCUGAUAUUCUAGGUGGAUGCAAUUUAUCUGAAGAACAAGUCAAUACGAAUGUUUUAAGCAUAACCACAUCAACAACACAACCAUCUGCAAUGCUUAGUGUAUUGGAUGAAACAAUGUUAGAAGAACAAACUCCUCCGAGCGAUAUUAUCAUGUCCAGUGAUUCCAGUGAUCUAUCAGAUGUAAUGAUGAAGGAUACUUCUUUGUCUUGUACUAGUGUUCAUGCAACUACUUCUACAACAAUGAGUACUGUUUUCAUCACGGCGUCCAAUCUUGAAAAAUCUGAAAACUCUUGUACUUACGAUAAACAGAAUACAACUGUUACAACUGACAAGAAAGAUUUCAGUGAAAGUAGUUUAAGAGAGUGGAAAUGUGCUACACAGCCAAAAAAUACUGAAUUGAAUGCUGCCAUAUGUAUAUUAAAAGCUGAUGAAGAUGAAAUUCUCUCAAAUUUUGGUAUUGAUUCAGGACCAAUAAAUAAAUCAUUUUCUAAUUCAAUACGACGUCAUACAUUACAAUUUACUACUUCAUUAUUUCGUAAACCAUCCAACCAACGUGAUAAUCCUGAUAAUAUUUUAACAAAUAAUGAUGAUGUUAAUAAUCAUCAGUCGGAUACAUCUUCUGCCACCAUCAACAGUAUGUCCAUAAAAAAUUCCAAUGCAAAAGCUAAACAAUCCCACGAAUUAACUGAUGUGAAUAACAACAGCAAAAGUUGUUCAUCUGAUGACAAUAAUAGCAGUAAUAAUAAAACUAAUGAUAAUAGUGUUAAACGAACCACAGUACGUCGGUUUCCGCGUCAAAUUACUCAACCACAUUCAAAUCGAUUACAAUAUAAUCAGACUAGUCCGGAUAAUUCAGAUCAAAUGUUACUUAACCGUUUAGAUUGGUUGCCAAAUAAUUGGGAGACAACCCAGAUGGGCUAUCGGAAAUCUCAUUUACUGCAAUCAUCAAGACCUUAUUUAAAUAAAAUUAGUAAACAAAAUGAACAAACAUUAACAUCACUUGAAUUAGGACAAGAAGCAGCUACCACAAAGUUACCACCAAUGAAAAGGGAUACAAUUACCAUAGAGACAACAACAGGUGAUGAUGAAGAAGAAGCAGAGCAAGACGAUGUUUCAAUUCUAAUUGAUCAGGAAAACAUCUUGCCAGAAGAAAUAUCACAAUCUAUCCAGUUUACAGAAAAUAUCUCAUCAGUUGGUGAUUAUAAUGUGACAGUAAUGAAUAAACCAAAUAUGGUAUCUGAAAAGGCAGAAUGUCCCAAUCCAGUUGAAUGCCCAUAUGAGUCUACAUCGAAAAGUCAACUGAUUCCUUCACAAUAUCCUAAUCCACAAACACCAUCAUGUGAUCCUUUGCUGUUAGAUCGUAUUCCAGAACAAAUUUCAAUAGAUAUGAACACAGAGACUAAUGAAAAAGUGAAUAAUACGGCACAUGUCCUAAUUGAAAAACCAACCUUACUAGAAGAUCCUUGCUGGUCCACUGUUCGCAUUUCAGGUGGAGUGGAUGAAGAAGAUGAUAAUUCAUGUGAUCCAACAGCUGGAGUACUGCGUACACUACUUCCACAGCUUAACUUACCUGCGAACUUACCAGCUAUGAUUCAUCAACCUGUAGCUUGUUUUACUGUUAAGGAUCCAAAUUUACUUGCUCCACCAGAGUUUAUGACUCCACAUAGUUCUAGUUUUCCUCGUAGAUCAUCUGAUGGUGCCGCUGAUCUACAGCCACUCCAUCGACCAGUAAUCACAGUGGGUGGAAGUUAUCCGGAACAAGCAAAUUACCGUAAAGAGGAUUCUGGUGCUGAGAGUGAAAAUUCAUCUUUGUCUGUAAUCAAUACUGUGCAUAAUUCAAAACCAAAUUCCACAGAAGGAACCACAUCAUCUGUGAAGAAUUCCGAUUGGAUUCAAACAUCUCGACCAAAACACGACAAUUUUGAAAAUUCAAAACCGUCAUCCUCUUCAUCUAGUGAUCAGCCGCAACAAAGCUGUCAACAACAGCAACUCCCGGAAUCUCGUUCUCGAACAUUGGCCGCUCAACAACGUUCAUUAUUCUCUGCUUUACAUUCUCAAAAAAGACGUCUUCCUUUAGGAUUAUGGUGGAAACUUACACAUAAAAAAUUUAAUCAACCUGGUGAAAAUGUAAAAAGUGAAUUAUGGGAUAGACAAUUUAUUCGACAUCAAAAACGUUUUAGUUUACCUGUAAAUUGUGGGCCAGUGAGACAACCAUCAGGCCCCAUCAAAACUGAACUACAAUGUAGGUGUCAUCAACCAUUAACUUCCGAAUUAUUACAAGAAAUUGAACAAAAAUUACAUGAUACUUCAUGGAUUCAAAAAAUUCCAGCUUCUCAAAUUUCAAAUAUGCAAUGUAUAACUAGUGAAAAUAAAUUUAAUAUAGAAGAGAUACCAGAAAUUUAUCGUCGUGGAAGUGAAGCUAGUCAAAUGUCAGCAUGGGAGCAACGUUUAAGACAAUAUAAUGACCUAUAUGAUCCUGGCGCACAUGCUCAAGUGACAUCUAGUUUUCAUCAAGCAGUUCCUGAAAUAGAAGCAGAUGAAGACGAAGAAGAGAAAUUAGUUUCAAAUUAUCCAUUCUUUACUUCUCCAUAUACUGAUGAUACAUCUGUUCCAAAUACAAGAUUAAUUACAACUAAAUGUCAAGAUAUCAGUUCAUAUAAUGAAACAAUCGAUACAGUAACAUCAAGAACAAAUACAAGUACUCCUCAAUUUGUACAAUAUAAAACACAACAAUAUUUAUCAAGUUCUGUCAUAGGCGAUAAUCCAUCAAACCCUAUUUCAAAUAAACCGUACGAUUCACACAUAAGUGCUCCAAAUGUUUCCCCAAUUAGUCAAUCAGGUAUUGAAUUGACUGAUUUGAAAACUGAGCUACAUAAUCUUGAAGUAGAAAGAAGUGCUGGACAUUCAUGUUUUACUGGUGGUAUACUGGUAUCCUCUAUAGAAUCAUCACGAUCGGUAGAUGAUAAUAAAAUUCAUAAGUCAAAUGAAUCCACCCAUCUACCAGAAUUCAUAUUAUCUUCUGAAACAUCAAAUAUACCUUCGUUUUUAUCUGAUUGUGCCAUUAAUAUGCAACAAUCCGCAUUACCGAUUAAAUAUACACUUAUACCAAAUGAACAAUCUCCGUCUACUUCUUCUUAUACACAUCGGUCUAGUAGUGACUUCGAUAAUAAAACACAUCGUCGGGCAUCAUCUGUCAUUGAUAAUCCGGUAACAUUAAAUUAUUUAAUUCCCCCUGACAGAGAUAUCUGUGAAACUUCAAAGGAUAACAUUCGUAGGCAUAGACAUUCUGUUAGCGAAAUGGUUGAUAAUAAACAAAAUUCUAAAUUUAAUUAUGAAUUUUGUUCCGGUGUAGGCUCCGAUGUAUUUAAUGUUAGUUCAGAAUUGCAUCAACCUAGAAUACAUGUGGGUCUGAGUCCGGAUUUGGAAAGUACCGAAGUUCAACUACAUGAUGAGAUGAGCGUAAAAUCACUUUCUUCCUUUUCCAUGGUUGAAACACCAGCUAACACCAAUAUGAAUAAUACAGGUAUUGGUCAGCGCCUUUUCGAACGAUUACAUCCUGAUCGACCAAACUAUCUACAUAUAUUACAACAUUCGGGCGGAUCAUCAGAUCGACGUUUGAGUCCUGAUUUCCUAAGAAGUCCUCGUAAAAAAAUCUAUCAAGAAUGGUUACCUAAGUUAACUGAAUUAUCACACAAAGCAUUUGAUGUUGCUCGCGAUAAGAUGAAUAAAGUCAGAGCCACAACCAAUUCACAAUCAUUAGUUUAUAAUCUAGUCCAUUCAGAUAUACUUCAUCCAUCAACACAUUGUUAUACAGCCAAUAAAACAAACUCAAUGCAUAAAGAUGAACGUAAUAAUGAAUGUUGUUUGAGUGAUAUAAUUAAUAAAUCACAGGUUGGUCAGAAUUCCAGUACUACUGGUGUUAUUUUACAUGAGAAAGAUGACAAAGUUAAUCUUGGAGAUGUUGAUCCAGAUCCAGAGUUGGAUCCAGAUAUCGAUGAGGAAGAAGAUGAUGAAAAAGACUGUGCUUUAGCUCCACUACAAACUCAUAAAAUUAACUCAAACAACCCAUCGACUCAUCAUUCAUCUCGACAGAGACAUAGGAUAAUGAAUCAAAAUAUUGGACAAAAUUUAACCUAUCCACAACAGGUAAUGCCUUUCUUUCAUGGUAAUUUACUUAACCCAACUGUUAUUCAACAACAGAAUCAGAAUACAUUAAUUUCUCAGUUACCUAGUGGUACUACUGGAAUUAAUACUUAUGGUCUUCAAGAUUUAGUCGAUUUCUCAAAUCCACAAGCUUUGCCUGCAGCGGCAGCUGCUGCUUCAUUAUUACUUUUCCGUUCGAGUGAUGAUGAUGAAGAUUUGGCUGCUAUUGAUCGUGUUAAUCAACGUUUAGCUUUAAGUAGAUUAACUGGGAAUUUUACAGAUACAAAUCAAUUAAUAAAUGAUUAUCCUAAUCUGCUUGGCCCAACACCUCCUCAUCAAACAUUAACACCUCAACCGCAAUCAUUCUUACCACCAACAAUACAACCAAUUAGAUCUUUACCUAUAACACAAUCAACCCUUCAAACACAAUUUCCACAUUCCACAACAAUAAAUGAAGCUUUAGUAAAUAGACAAAACAAUGUGCUGCAUCAUGAUUCACAUAACUAUUCCCAAUCUUCAACAAUUUCAACUAAUCCUCAUACAAUUACAGAUAUUGAUGAUAUCAAUUCACCAAUCAAUUCACAAGCGCCCAGAAGUUAUGAAACUGCAUCAAACUAUGAUCAAAAAUGAUUAUGCUUAUUGAUGUAUGAUGCAUAAUGAGAUAAUAAGAUUAAGAAAAUAUCAUAUAGAACACUUAUUUUUUAUUCCUUUAAACAUAACAUUGUUUGUCUUUCUUAGUGAUUAUCAGUUUUUUUUUCUUGUCAUAAUACUUGACAACUAAAAAUGUUUAUGAAGUCAUCUUUUGUUUUUAAUUGCUUGUUCAUAAAUAUCUUAAAAAGGAACAGAAAACACAAUUAGUUCAGUCAUUUUAUUGUACUAUAUUUGCAGCAUUGAACAUAUUCAGAUUAAUUAAUGUAUUUGCCUGCAUUUCAUUUGAUGUUUGCUUGUAUCGACUAUGGGUCUAUAUAGUCCCAUGAAUGUGAUAAACUAAUCAUCAUUGUUAAGAUUAUUCUCAGCAUUAUAUACAUAUUACAUGUAUACUGUAUACCUGAUCAUAUAUUUUUUUUGAAUAAACAGAGUAAUAUCGAAAUAAUUUGAUGAUUUUUAUGCUUUUUAACUCAUUCACUUUAUAUUCUUAUCAUUAAUAUUCAAAUCAAUUAUUUUUAUGAUUAUGUAACUGUUGGUGACACCAGCCUUCAUACCCGUAACAGCACACGUGACCAAGUUGGUCAUAUUCAAAUCCUUCCUACACCUCUUCCUAACUUCUGGUUUUGUUUCCAUCAAAAGAGAAUACUUAAAAUACGAUGUACUUAGUUGUUUUUUUUUCUUUUUAAUAAUUGAACCUUGAUUUUCCAUUGUAAAUUUAUAAUUCAAAUGGUAUUAUGUUUAAAUAUUGAAUGUAAACAGUUCGUUUGUUUGUUUUUAUCUUUUGGUGGAGAGUUUUUUAUAACAUGAAAGUGUAGUGAUCAAAUUAUAGAUUAUUAUCAACCGAAUUAUGAUUGACAAUCAAGGGUACUUUGUUCCAGUAUGAAUGUGAUAUUCUUUAUUGUUUUUAUGUUACCAAUCGAAAUCAGUUCAAAAUUAUUAUCUUUAAAUCAUGUUAUAUAUAUACUUAUCAAUAUCAUAUAGUGUAUUUGAUUGUACUUUUAAAACGUCAAAAUUAUAAAUAAACUAGUGGAAUUCUUCGAAUAAUUCAAUUCUACAUGAUUGCCAUAUGUCUUUCAUGAUCUCUAUGUCAUGAUUAAACAUUGAAUGAUUGAACUAAUUCAUAAAUGACUUAUCUAUAUAUCCAUGAAUAUGGUGUACUAUAUCAGUAAAGAAUAAGCUGAAAACAAGUUUAAAUAAUAACAGUAAAACGUAUACAAAAUAUAUUUUGCAGAUAUAUAUAUAUUAAAAGAUUUCAUAUACACAACAUCAACGUGAAUGUGGCUUUCAUUGGCACAUAGAAUAUAUAGAACAAUAAAGGAAAUAAUUUGAAACAUGAUAUUACAAAGAAAGAACAUAAUUUUACUAAAUAUCAUUACAUCUGUUUAACAUAAAGAAUAGUUUUUUACAUAAGACUACAUUUCAUCACAUUUCCUAUCGAUAUAAGCUCAUUAUAUAUUCAGUAAUAUCCUGAUUCAUUUCUAUCAAUAAAAGUAAGUUCUCUAUCCGAUAUUGUAUCACAUUGAAAAUAAAUAACUGAUUGAUAGAAGAAAAUUCAAAUAACUAAUGAAUAGAAGAAAACGAAAAACAGAUAUAACACAAUUUCAUUUACUCUGUUCUAAAACGAUAAGCAUUUGCCCAAAUAUCAGAUAAACAAACUGUGGAAUGAAAACGAAAAAAUACAAUUAAAGGUGAAACGUUUUAUCACCUCACUGGAAAGAGCCGCCUAAUAGGUAUAAAUGGGAUGAAGAAUAAAAGAAAUUGUACAGCGGUUACUGAGGCGUUCAUAAUGAAUGGAGCAUCACCUUCAGAAAUAUAACAAGAGCAAUCACAUAUGCAAUCCAAACGGAAGAGCACAUAUAGAUAUAUAAAUCAAAUCAAAAACGGGAGCCCAAGUCUGAUGCCGCUAUCUAAAGUUUGGAGACUUUGAUGUUGGGAAUACUAAUGGAAGAUUCAGUUGGCAAAAUGAAAAGGUGACAGAAAAUUGAGUCGCGACCACACAGUCAACUGAAGAGAAUGAAAAUGUUACGAAGAAGAACAAGUGAUCUUUAAAAAAACCUUGUAGAAAAAAUAUCCCAGCUAGAAAGUG